AUUAGCUUUUAUCAACUGUAUGGAACAAUCAUAAGUAUUCUAGAUCAAAAAGACCUGAUGGGCUUAAGCUACCAUCAUUUUGGACGCCCAUGUGAUAUAAGAUAUGUACGAUAAUUUUGUGAAUUAGAAUGGUUGCUUUCAAAUAGCUUCUCCAGUCUUGGAUCCUCACAUUGUUCGAAGCUUCGCAGCAAGUACCUCAGUAGAAGACGAAGUAGUCAUGGAUCGUGCCCCGUCUUUCAAGUCUGGCGUACCAUCGUCCCGUGACCUUCUCCUCGUUGCUUCAGAGCUUGGUAGCUCCUGGAAGAUGCUUGGUCGUAUCCUGUGCCUUUCUGAACCUGUUUUAGAACAGAUCGAGGAGGACGAGCGCAAUCUGACUGAAAAGUGCUACGGUGUGUACAAAAUAAAUAUCAGUAAGAUAGUUUGAUAGAUCCUAUUACAUGAGUAAGAUUACAGACUAAUAGGGUAAUAUGAGGCUCUGUUGAUGAUAAAUUGAAGUAAAAAGGUUUCAGUUCUCACUUUUUGUAAUUAUUUUGCUCCUGUGCGCAAUUUUUACUUUCGCUUUGAUAUGGACUGUUUUCUUGCAAGGUAGCAUGAAUAACUCUUCGGAAGACAAAAAUGAGGAAAGAAAAAAGACAGUCGAUUGAACCCUUUGGAAUACACGGAACUGUGCAAAAAUCUCCCACUUUUUAACAUUGCCAGUAUAGGCAGCAGCAAGCUGCUAUAGCAUUAUUUUCGAUGUGUAGACACUUAGUGUCUAGAAUCAGUUGGCCAGUUAUUCGGGUCAAAUUUUAUCACCCAGGUAUUCAACAUACAGAAAUCCGAAAGACAUCUAAACGUACAGUCAGUAAGCUAUGCAUCCGUGAACGAAUAGUCAGAAUUUUUACCUACCGUUAGAUUUUGCCAAGAAACGUUAUAUUUUUCUCGAUCAUUUCAAGCAGUCCUUUUUUGCUGUAAUGCCAUUACAUUAAGAAAACUGUGUAGUGAACAAGACUUCUACUUUUCUCCUUAUUGGUAUACAUUAACGCUACACAACUCUUUUCAACACACUGUCCAAUUUACAGCUGUGUUACUGAAGUGGAAACAAAAAGACGGACCCGCCGCAUCGUAUGAGUACCUGGCUCAAGCCUUACAGCAUCCUAUUCUAGGAAAAUCAGAAUUGGCAACCAAGUAUUGUCACUCAUUCAGGGAGACAGGUGAGAGCAGGUUUUGUGUGACUCAAUUUAAUUUACUGAUUAUCCUAGUGUUAAACGAAGUCUAUUUGAGCCACACACCUAAGGACCUUCCCGCUCAAGAUGCCCGGCCUUGAAGAGACAGAGAUAUACAGAGUUGAUAAAAGUGGAAAGCGUGCUAGACUUCUUGACCUUUGAGUAUGGUGUUUAGUAAGCUGUUCGCCCCAAUGCGGUUUCGCUUCCUAAACAUUUACGUACAUAAGUUAACAGUUCUGAUUAAUGAUGGCAAUAGGGCUGCGUAGAGUCGGUCCAAUGGCAUUGCGCUCAGUAGCUAUCUAUGGAACUGAAGCUCAGACAAACAGAAACAAAUUGAAAUUAAUAUUAGCGAAUUCAUCAAGUGUGUUUAUGUUUUGCCUGACGAGUCACUGUGACGUCAUUUAUAAACUGUGCUAUACGGCAUUUAAUCAUACGAGUAAUCGCGAGUUUGAUUUCCUCCCCAUGCCAAUUGGAAGACACGAAGUUCGGUUACCAAUUAAUCAUAACCAUAACAAAAGUUCAAAUAUUUUGAAUGAAUAAAAAUGUUUUACUUUUAAAAAGCUUAAAUAAUUAGUCCCCGAGCUAAUUCUUCAUAACUGUGCCGGCGCUGACCAUAUUUGGAAGAUGCAGGCAAAAUACAAUCGAUACGAUCGCAACCUCGUUUCCAGGCAGCGGCGCGGCAGCCUAGCUGUUUAUGCAUUAAUGAACCCAAACAAACCGGCUAAAGAGUUCACGGCUUUCCGAAGACGAAUUAGCCGAUUUUCUGACCAAACCUCGUCAUCUUCAGAGGCACUGUUGGUCUCUUUUUGAGACUGUUAGUCACUGACUGCAAGUUCCUAUAUCUGAUGUUAGAAAAUGUCGCCACACAGAAGACUGAUUCACAUCUGAGCGACCCGCAGGACUCAGUCGAAAUGGUAAAGAACAACAAAGAGACAGGAUUGCAAUGUUCCUUAAACAAUGGUGACGUGAAAGACAGGGAGUCUGUGUUAUCGAAGGAAGAGACUUGAAAUUCAAGCGUGCAAAGUAAGUCUGUUUUAAAGGAGGAUAAUGUUACAAGGAUGUUUCUGUUUAGGUCCGUUUUGUGCUAAAAUCAUUAUUAGUUCCCUUGCCCAUACAUAAAAUGCUCCUGUCGUGUCCCUUAGAGUCAUAAAGAAGAUGUCAAACAAAUUUCAACGGCGAACACUGACCAUAAUAUUUUUUGUUAAUUUUUGCUGGCAAAGCACGACUUGAAAAAGGUACCCCAACUUUUUCAAGUUUAAAUCCAUCUCUAUCCUUGCCAUCCGUAGCAAAGACGACGGGAAAAAUUUUUCGUACCUAAUUACAGUCUUAAGUAACAAAAUUGGAAUCCAGUUGAUGCGAAAAACACGUCGAUGACAUAGCCCCUUUAAUUGUAGUAAGUACCUGCGUUCCCAAGUUCGGGAAAAAGUAUGCGCGACGAGACCACAAAGCAACAUGAGUAAUUUGUUUAGAAAAAGUUACCAAAUUCAGUCAAGAAGCAAAGUUCUCCUGCUUGUUUGUCUUCUUAUUGCAAGGGAAAUUUUCCCGCCUCGGAUUGUUCGGUUAUUUACAGUGCAUAAAUUUUCGCCAUUGCUGAUAAUUCUCCAUCAUUGUCUCCGAUUAUUGGACACUGUGUUCAAAGUUAGGCCCCGUUUAUUAUACAUGGAGAAAGGUUGACCCGCCCAACCGAACUACCCUGGGCAAGCCAACUCUUCAAUAAAAAGUUGACGUUGCGAACCGUUAACAUCAGAAAAAAAACGUUGGCUCGGCUAGAAGGGUGAUCUGCCAAGUUGGGUUACCCUUCUGUAACGAGUAACCCUUCUGCCCGACUUUUCGACUUUUCGCAGGUCCAUAUAAACGGGGCCGAAGAGAUGAGAAAUCUGAGUUCAAUAAACAACUAAACACGUCAUCAUGUAUACGCACGGCCAUGCGUGUAUUAAGGGUUUUUUUAUACCUUAGCGACUCAACAAGACUUAUAGCGGAGCUCCACCCGCGCGCGAAGCGCGCGCGUGGGCGGAGCCCCAUAGCUAAGGAAAUGUGGUAAUCUACUCAUCCCAGAAAAUUUGGUAAUCACGUGACCGUACACCGAGCGAGCGAGCGACCGUCCGUCCGCACCACAGGCAUACCAAUGUAAAAUAACUCAAUCAACAGGUAUGGGAAGCCAAAUGCAACUCAAGGAUUUAUUUGGAAGGAAAUCACAUGGCCGCCCGGACUUUUAGAAAGAAAAAAGUCGUGUCUUUUUCGGCGUUAUUUUUUAUGUGUACACUAACGUGGAUAACAGAGAAAGAGCUAGAGCGAGUUAUUGAAAAUUCGUAGGAAGAAAAACAUGGAAAUUCAGAGCGGCGGUGAGAAAAUGAGAAAUGCUAGCGGCCAGCAAGGUGAAAAUGAGCGGCAGUGAAAAAUAAAAGCGAACAUGAACACUGGAAACAAAAUAUUGGGUAAGCACAUACGACAAUUUCUCCAUAAAAAUAGUGUGUAACUAGGAAGUUUGACGUUUUAGUCGUACAAAACAGCGUUGUAGUCGUGCAAAACAACGGCAAGGGAAAGACAAAAAAGCGUGCUGCACGUGCAAAUUUGUUUUUUGCUAAUUAGAAGAAAAAGUGUGCUGCACGUGCAAUUUAAUUUUUUGCUAAUUAGAUCUAUUAGUCUUGAAGCCAUUUUCAUUGUCGUCCCCCGUUUAGCAUAACAAGAUUUAUUUUUUUUAGUUUACACGUAUUAUUAACCAGAGCUUCGCUUUUAGCCCUGGCUAAAUCUAUAUAUUAUAGGGCAAGCACCUUAUAAAGCUGUGUAAAAAUUGAGCUAUAGUUAAAGAAUCGUAAGCCACCAAAACUGCAGAAAUGCAGGAAGCAAAAAUCACUAAACCGUUAAUUCACUGACAAAUUAUGAGAUUUUCAGGCAAAUUUUCCCAAAAAGUGCAUGUUGAUUGUGUGCGUGGCUGAAAUUUUCAGCGAUAGCUUAAACUCUGCUAUGAGCUUUCAAUGUUCACAGUUUCCAUUUCAGUCGCUUAACCAGAGAGAGUGAUGAGCAUAUGCCAAUGUGGCAAAGCAUUUGAACAAAGAUACGGGCUCUCUUGUAGUUUCUUCUUCAGCACAAGAACGAAUUUAAUCGCCUUUGAAGGCUGCAGUUGUCACUAUCGAUAGCGACGGCUUCAAACACGUCUUUUAAAAAGUGAAUUCGCACUGUUUCAAACUUUAUCGAGCUUAUUCCAUCUCGUUCAAUUCGUCCAAUUUUGGUGAUUUUUUUCUGGAGUUGAAUUCUGAAAGACUUCAUCGAAGUUCAGAAAAAAAGAAAAAGAAAGUCACCAAAACUGUCUUGUGUUCACGUCCCACACAAAACGUGAAAUUAGAGUUUCUCUCGUCGUAGUCGUGCAGUGGCGGCAAAGAAACAUACAAAUGUACAAAAAAGCGUGAUGCACGUGCAGAGUUGUUGUUUUGCCAUUCUAAAUCUAUUGCUUUUAAUCGGCCGUUUUCGUUGGCGUCCUCUUCGUCGUUGCUUACGCUCCCUUUUUUAUCCCUAUACAGGUGUUCAUCUGAGAUAAAUCAAACUCGUUUCAGCAGCAGCUCGUUAUGGCCGACCGUGUCUUUAAGCCUUUUGUUCCUCUGUUGUUUGGCAAUGUCUCUGGAUGGUGAGAUGAGCAAGCUUGAUCUUUGCCCGGCUUCCGUACAUAAGGCUGACAAAAAGAAUUUAUUGGUUGCUUUGUUCAGAAUUGUACCCACACCACAACACACAAAGGAACCUACAGUGGUUUCCGCAACACCAAGAAACACAGAAAUAUGCCUACAGCAAUGUAGAAAAGACGUUUUGACAUACAAACCUCCAAAGAACUUCUACUAUUUUUUUAAUUAACCUUAAGAUACUUGGCAUUGCCUUCAUAGAUAUACAUAUAUUUGUAAAAAAAAAUUAAUGUGAAGUAGGAAUACGGUUGUAAAUUCUGCUGGUGUACACCACCCGGUGCAAAAGUUAAAUCUGUUUUUGUUUUUAUUACUCCUUUGAACUUGGU
Messenger RNA from Porites evermanni, 5202 nucleotides. The record is from the annotation of a GenBank genome assembly. Lineage: Eukaryota; Metazoa; Cnidaria; Anthozoa; Scleractinia; Poritidae.